ACAAUUCUACACCAAACUUCCUUUAACGUGUGAGAGUGUCUAACUUCUUUUCAAUAUCAUCAAAGUUUCUUGUUUAUAAAAAAGUGUUCGUCAUCACCCCCCAAAUGAAACUGGCAUCGAGUAAUUUUAUGAAGCUUAUUCUUCGUCGAACAAAAGGGCCAUUUAUUCUACUCCCAAAACGAACUUUCGUCACAAUGCCUGACUACCAUCUAAGAGACAAGGUCGCUCUCGUUACUGGCGCGAGCUCGGGCAUCGGUCGCGGGUGCGCCGUAAGCUUCGCGUCAGAAGGCGCCUGCGUCGCCGUCACCGGCAGGAAUGAAGCCGCCCUGCAGGCCACCGUCGACCAGUGCUCCAGCAGAGGCCUCAGGCCUGACCAGAUUCUGAAGCUGGUCGCCGACUUGUCACAAGAGGAGGACUGCAAGCGCGUGGUCGCCGACGUCGUCAAGCAGUUCGGUCGCUUGGACGUCCUCGUCAAUUCCGCGGGCAUAUUGGUCGCGGGGGGCAUCGAGACCGUGUCCCUGGAUCAGUUCGACCAUCAGAUGAACAUCAACGUGCGCUCUCUGUAUCACUUGAUGCAGCUUGCGCUCCCGCAUCUGCUGCAAGUCAAAGGCAACAUCGUAAACGUGUCCUCUGUCACCGGCAUGCGCGCGUUCCCCAACGCGGUUGCCUACAACGCUAGUAAAGCCGCAGUGGACCACAUCACGCGCUCUGUCGCCCUCGAGGUCGCCGCCAGGGGCGUCAGAGUGAACGCUGUCAAUCCUGGCGUCAUCGUCACGCACUUGCAUAAGGAAUCCGGGAUGACGGAUGACAAGUAUGAUGAGUUUCUUGAGCACUCGCGCACCACGCACGCCAUGGGGCGCGUGGGCGAGGUGCAGGAGGUCGCCGACGCUGUUCUCUUCCUCGCCUCCGACCGCGCCUCCUUCAUCACAGGCGCCACGCUGCCCAUCGACGGAGGGCGGCACGCCAUGUGCCCGCGCUGAAGUCCCAUAAAAUGUUUAGAUUAAUUUGUGUAGGGUUUGGAUUUGUAAUUGUUUAUUAUUCGUGGUUGGGCCGUUAUGUAUACGACAGACAUGAUCUUUAUUGGGAUCGCUGUUUUACUUUCUAAUUUGUUAUGUUGGAUUUUCCCGAACGUGUUUAUCAGAUUUUUCAAUUUUGUCUCUUUCUUGGGUCGUCAGUGUAGUUGCUUUAUUUUUUCUGUGCUGUUUGGGCAGCAAGUGAAGAUUUUUCGUGCAAUAUAUUGGUAACAUCUGUUAAAUGUGCAACUCCUAGGUCUGUGGUCUCCUAUUGUUCCCCGCUCUGGGUCGCACUCGACGCGAUGCAUUAAUUCUCUGAACACACAAUGUAACCGAGCUCGGACCUGGUCACAUUUGUGACCAUGAAGCCACAUUUGCUAUUCUUUAUUAUGACGCUAAACAUGUAGCAGUGUAUGUUGCGGCCGCUGUUGCAUGGUUGUAUCGUGAAUAUUAAGAUGCGCGUCUGACGUUCUGUUGUUUAACGCGAAGUUCAAGCCAAAUUUCUCUGAAGACCGGUCACUUUUUUGAGAAGUCAUUAUCGCCGUAUUCAUCAGUGCAAGAAAUAAACUUAACGCAAAUUUUUGCUCUAUAUAAAUUUUAUUUAGUCAUAGCAGAGGACUAUUCUGUUGGGGUUUUAUGCUGAUAGCACGCGUGCCAUGUUAGACUAAUCAUCGGACACUGUUGCGGGUUGGAUGUGGCCUGCAGACCGCAGGUUGGGAAUUGUUAUUCCAGAUUGAAUUUUAUGAUAUUAUCAGAUGUUGGUAUUAUUAUAUGUUUCGUCAAUAUACUGGGAGGAAGAAA
Hyalella azteca is the source of this 1814-nucleotide messenger RNA. RefSeq names its product 3-oxoacyl-[acyl-carrier-protein] reductase FabG. Gene Ontology annotation, molecular function: oxidoreductase activity. Lineage: Eukaryota; Metazoa; Arthropoda; Malacostraca; Amphipoda; Hyalellidae. The record is from RefSeq and is a predicted model, not a curated record. The transcript has 7 exons. Bases 105 to 980 code for a protein of 291 amino acids.